Molecule: messenger RNA, 3167 nt
Organism: Paramisgurnus dabryanus
Lineage: Eukaryota; Metazoa; Chordata; Actinopteri; Cypriniformes; Cobitidae
Gene: pbx1b
Product: pre-B-cell leukemia homeobox 1b
Biological process (GO): regulation of DNA-templated transcription
Cellular component (GO): nucleus
Molecular function (GO): DNA binding; DNA-binding transcription factor activity, RNA polymerase II-specific
Source: RefSeq, a predicted model, not a curated record
AUGUAACAAAAGCAGCAGGAUGAAACAUUGAAAUAACGCGCGCGUGUGUCAAGCGCUUGCCUUUACGCGGGAACCGAUUAGUAGCAGCGCAACGCGGCACCGACAGCUCACGCGCACGGGUCCAUUCAGCGUGUAAGGUCCGGCUGACACCGGCGGUAAGCGUGCUCAAGGUCUUGGCAAGAGGAGCACCGGGGUCAGGGUGAGAAACGGGACCGGUCCGGAGAAACCUCCGCCGCAGCGUGACAGGAGAACGUACGGGGCCGACAUGGACGAGCAGCCGCGCCUGAUGCACGCUCACGCGGGCGUGGGGAUGAGCGGGCACCCGGGUUUGUCUCAGCACAUACCGGAGAACAGCGACGGUGACGGGAGAAAGCAGGACAUUGGAGACAUCUUACAACAGAUCAUGACCAUCACAGACCAGAGUCUGGACGAGGCGCAGGCCAGGAAACACGCUCUUAACUGUCACAGAAUGAAGCCGGCUCUAUUUAACGUCCUGUGUGAAAUCAAAGAGAAAACCGUGUUGAGUAUCCGUGGCGCCCAGGAGGAGGAGCCUCCCGAUGCCCAGCUGAUGCGAUUGGACAACAUGCUGCUGGCAGAGGGCGUGUCCGGGCCGGAGAAAGGAGGCGGGUCUGCGGCGGCGGCUGCGGCGGCUGCUGCGUCGGGUGGAGUGGGAGCCGAUAAUUCAGUAGAGCACACGGAUUACAGAGCAAAGCUCACUCAGAUCCGUCAGAUCUACCACACAGAGCUGGAGAAAUAUGAACAGGCGUGUAACGAAUUCACGACUCACGUGAUGAACCUGUUGAGGGAGCAGUCUCGCACGCGGCCCAUCUCGCCCAAAGAGAUCGAGCGUAUGGUCGGCAUCAUCCACCGCAAGUUCAGCUCCAUCCAGAUGCAACUGAAACAGAGCACCUGCGAGGCCGUCAUGAUCCUGAGAUCGCGCUUCCUCGAUGCCAGGAGAAAAAGACGAAAUUUCAACAAACAAGCCACAGAAAUCCUGAAUGAAUAUUUCUACUCGCAUCUGAGUAACCCGUAUCCCAGCGAGGAGGCCAAAGAGGAGCUGGCGAAGAAAUGCUCCAUCACAGUGUCACAGGUGUCCAACUGGUUCGGAAACAAACGAAUCCGAUAUAAGAAGAACAUCGGAAAGUUCCAGGAAGAAGCCAACAUGUACGCGGCCAAAACGGCGGUCAGCGCCGCGAGCGUGUCUGCGCAUGGCAGCCAGGCCAAUUCACCGUCUACUCCAAACUCAGCAGGUUCUGCUGGCUCUUUUAACAUGUCAAACUCUGGCGAUUUAUUUAUGAGUGUUCAGUCUUUGAACGGGGAUUCGUACCAAGGCUCUCAGGUGGGAGCCAAUGUGCAGUCACAGGUGGAUACCCUUCGCCACGUUAUCAGCCAGACAGGAGGAUACAGUGACGGCCUCGCAGCAAACCAGAUGUACAGUCCGCAGGGCAUCAAUGCAAACGGUGGUUGGCAGGGCCCCACGACUCCCUCCUCCGUCACCUCCCCAACAGAAGGACCCGGAAGCGUCCACUCCGACACCUCAAACUGAUCCCCACAUCCCAUCACAACCCUGUUCACCGCACAGAACGGACGGACGAGACACUCCAUUCAUCGCACACGUUUGUGUGUAAAUGACUUUUGUAAACACACGAGAGUAUCAUCAGACCUUUACGUUACAGUGCUCAUGCUACCUCGCAAACAUUUAUAAAGAAUAGCGACAAUAAACCAAUCAUGACAAAGAUAAUAGGGAGUUUAGUAUAGACGUAUAGAUCUAUAUCAACCCAUCUUAUCAUUCAAUGCCUUCAUCAUCUUAACAAACAUUGCAUUACCAUAGUGCCAAAGUACUUUGAUACAUUAACACAUCUUAAUAAACAUUUUUGUGUAUAUUGUAUUUUUACCUCAACCUUUUGUUUAUUUUUAAAAGCAGUCCAUUGGGUUUAUACACUCACGUUGAAAAUCAUUUUUAUGUUUGAUUCAUUUCUGAAGGUAAUUGUAAAAUACUUUUUUCGAUGAUCACGCUUUCAUUUCUUCAUGUAAUCCCGACGAGGCAUCCGAUAAGUUGAACAAAUUCCUAUUUUAAAUUAUAACUCAAUUUUGCUCUGCUGCAAUAAAAGGCAAUCAAAAGAAGCGAACGAAUCCGAAAUGUGAAUUUUCACCGCGCCGUUUUUUCCAGUUUCGCACCACGUGAGCCUGAUCAUCGGGCGAUCUUGAUACCAAAAACCACAGACGUGUCCGUUCUUCACAUCGCUAUCACUUUAUUAAUAUUGUUCAUGUUGUAAAUUGUGUAAUAUCGUCGGCAUUGGGCGACGGCCCGGUGCGGUAGACUCGAAACCAAAAAUCCAGUUCUGUCGUGUUUCUUGAAAUGAAAAGAAAAUCAAAUGAUGGCACACAAAUGCAGAAAUUGUUUGGAUAUAUUUUUGAUGCCCUCCUGUUGUGAAUAGCCAUUCUCGUUUCUUAUUUCAUAUCCGGCUUGUUUACAGGGCAGCCAUAUAUUUAGUUUCCUCACGAGCGUAAUGUGAAUGAGAAUGCGCGCUAGCUUCUAUAUGUAGAUGUGCACCUUUAAUCUUCAUUUGCUCUUUUGAUUACAAUCGCGUCCAUAUACAGACUGAAAAGGAAUGAGAGAAGUGGGAUAUGAGGAUAUUGCAUUGCAGUGUCGAUGAACACGAACUGAAUGAUUUUCGGAGCGAGCGUGAGGUCAUCUAGAGGAAUUUGACCUCUAGAUGGUAUCUGCUCGUAGUCUUGUAAGAAACGUUUUAAUGGCUUCAGAUUCAGGAUCCCUUUGCUCAUAAUGUUUGUAUCACUGCCUGCCCAGCAGCACCAACAGGUCCAGAGAAGCCUCAUGUGAUGAUGCUUUUAGUUUUUGCAUAUAAAGCAGUUUGUAAAACAUCAAAUGUUUACUUUCUUGCAUGUCUUUCGUUCUUUCAAAUCCUGCAGUGUUUUUGAAUGUUUCUUCUUUUUUUUUUAUAUCAAGCGCUGAGACGCUCUCUUCUCCAGUUUUAACUUUUAAGAUCUCUGCAUAUGUACAAAAGGAAAAACAUUGAACGGCAACCGUUGUCUUUCUGAUUCCAACUUGUUUUUGUGAAGAUAAAACUAACAAGGUGUAGGUUUUUGGUCCCUUCAUUUAUACUGGUAAUGCAUAUUCUGAAUAAAUAGUUUCUUUUGUUGCUAUA